Didymodactylos carnosus is the source of this 402-nucleotide messenger RNA. Lineage: Eukaryota; Metazoa; Rotifera; Eurotatoria; Philodinida; Philodinidae. The record is from the annotation of a GenBank genome assembly.
GAGGCGCUAAUAAACUGUCAAAAGUCUAAAGCAAGUGUGCUUACAAAAACAUUAGCUAAAACAAUUCUAUCAAAAAAAACAAAAAAUCGUAUAAUUCCUCAGGAAGAAUUACCAAAUAAUUAUGAAGAACAACCAACAUUAAAUAGGACUGAAUCAAAACAUAUUUCAGCAAUAGUUCAACGAAAAGACGAGCGAUUAUAUUUACCAGGUAGAAUAAUUCAUUUUUAUUCGACACGUGAUGCUGCUGUUUAUAGCAGAUAUUUAUCGUAUAAACCACGUUUUGCUCAAAGAGAAGAGUUUUUAGAUAUAAUUGUACAUCCAAGAAUGAUUCUCGAUCAUUUUCCCGUUGCAUUUCGAUCAGCUAUCAACUAUUGUGUUGAAAAUUAUCAGAGUGACUGUUGA